Messenger RNA from Exophiala spinifera, 2202 nucleotides. RefSeq lists its product as uncharacterized. NCBI's taxonomy places the organism in Eukaryota, Fungi, Ascomycota, Eurotiomycetes, Chaetothyriales, Herpotrichiellaceae. The record is from RefSeq and is a predicted model, not a curated record. The transcript is spliced from 2 exons. The coding region runs from base 1 to 2202 and encodes 733 amino acids. Gene Ontology annotation, biological process: DNA-templated transcription. Gene Ontology annotation, molecular function: zinc ion binding; DNA binding.
AUGCAUGUCUCCGAUGCAGGAGGCAGAAGCUGCGCUGCGACAACACCCGUCCCUGUGCUCUAUGCAUUCGAGUCGGAGUCGCGUGUGAGGAACGUCCUUCAGGAUCGAGGUGAUCUCUCCAGUCUGGCCAACUCCGUCGCAGCAUUCACUUACUGGGAUCAUCGCGGACUCCGCAAUGCGUCCCCUGCAAGGAGUCUCCAAGAUGACCGACCAUCUGCUCCCGAAACGCCUCUGCUGAACAGUAGUCCUCUCUCAGGAACUGGACAAGACUCACGAAGCCAACAGUCGACCGUGGAUACGCCUCACCUGUAUCGACCAAGGACGUCGACGUACGAGGUUGUGGACAAGAUCUUCAAAGAACAUAAUCCCCAAGGGACCAUUCACCAUACGUCUGCAGCUAUACCUGGUGGUAGCCCCGAAGCGAGGACGCAUAACUCUGAAGUCCAAUAUCUCCUGGUGUCAGAUGUCGUCGGUGAAGAUCUACCGCCGUCUGAGAUCAUUGACCUUGCGUUGGACGCCUACACCCGAGCUGUACAUUGGUUCAUGCUCAUGCUCCACCUGCCGACAUUUAGAGCAGAGAUGCAGACGUUCCAGGGCACAGGCUAUGUGCGUGCCGAUCGAGUCCCGUCGCUGGUCUUGGUCAUUCUCGUCAUCGCAGUCGGUGCCAAGUAUAUAACAAGCCAGACUGCACGUGAGAAAUGCCCCGGCUUUGACCUGAACGGUCUCGGCGAUAGGUUCAUCGGCAAGGUGGAGGAGAAACUUCUCGACGUGUAUGAAGCCUCUUGUAUCGAGGCCGUCCAAAUCUCGGCAAUUCUGUCAUCAUUCUACCUCUACCAAGGCCGCCCUAGUCGCAGUGUUGCUGUCAACGGCAGCUGUCUGCGGGUUGCUAUGACCCUGGGUUUGCAUAAGGAAUCAAGCUGGAAGAUGCAAGAUGUCGUGACUCGAGAACUUUGGCGGCGUCUCAGCUGGGUCAUUUACACGGCCGAGGUGUUUGGUGCUCUGGCCUAUGGAACUCCAGGCACGAUACGUGAUGAUGAGUGGGACGUGUCCCUGCCUGAAAAUAUUGGCGACACUCCCGAAACCUGCCCUGGGUUUGCGUCCACAGAAACCUACGAAGGAGAACCCUGUGGCCCGGUGACAAUCCUAUCCUACCAGCGUUAUAAAUUCCGGCUGUAUCGUAUUGCUUCAUCGAUAACGAGAACUAUCUACCGACCUAACGGAGCCUCCUGGAACUCUAUUGCCACAGAGAUCAAAGCCAUCAACGACCGACUCCAGCAAUGGGAAAAGAGCAUACCCCCGGAACUACGACUUUCGAGUCUCAGAGUGACAGCAGACAAUGAGUAUGACCGGCGCAUGAUCAAGAUAUUUCAACUCCAGGCGCUUGUUCUUCAACUCUCAUACGAUAAUAUUCAGCUAGUUUUGCACCGCCCGUUGUUGACCAUGAACCGAGCACCCUCACCGCCGGCACUCAAUGACACUGGCCAAAGUCAAGGACCAUUUGGGGAUGGCUCGAGUCGGAAUUUGAGUGAUCUCAACGAGAUGAUCAAAACAAGCAGGUACCAAUGUUGGGUUUCGGCCAUGAGAACCUCGAAGAUGGGAGACCAUGCCGAAAUCUUGUCUGCUUCAAGGGAAACCCAUGGAGGUGCUUAUGUCGGGAUUCAAUCCUUCACUGCUGGUGUGGUGCUUGGGAUAUUUGCCCUCUCCGACCCACUCUCAGACCAGGCCCAUCAAGCCAAACGCGCUGUUAGCAAGAUCAUCAAACUCCCUCGUUUGUACGAGUAUCGUACGACGAUCUCCGAUCAAUGCGGCGUUAUUCUUGAAGAGCUCUUGCGACUGAUACUGGCCGAGGAGAUGAAAGCGUUGCUCGUCGAGGGUGAUGCCUCCACCAAAGCGGGUGCAGCAGAGCAGGCCAUUGCGAGGAGUCGUGCGAAUUCGAAUUCAGCAGAAAGUGAGCAGCCUGGGCACCAGCGGUUCCCGAGGAUUGAUUUUGAUCCUCCUCUAACUAAUACCGACGAUUUUCCAAGCAUGGACAACCCGCGAAGUCUUCCGGAUCAGUCUCCAGAAAUCCCUCGGGACAUCUGCAUGGGUAAUUUUAGCGAUGCUCUUUUAUCGCUACAAGACAUCAGAACGUCCAACACAUUUGACAACACCACGCAAGCAUGGAUAUGGGAUGAUUUGAUCUGGCAACCCGAGAUUACAUAA